Messenger RNA from Xyrauchen texanus (razorback sucker), 2520 nucleotides. Its product is annotated as interleukin-5 receptor subunit alpha-like. Bases 184 to 1245 code for a protein of 353 amino acids. Gene Ontology annotation, cellular component: external side of plasma membrane. NCBI's taxonomy places the organism in Eukaryota, Metazoa, Chordata, Actinopteri, Cypriniformes, Catostomidae. The transcript has 11 exons. Gene Ontology annotation, molecular function: protein binding; cytokine receptor activity. Gene Ontology annotation, biological process: cytokine-mediated signaling pathway. The record is from RefSeq and is a predicted model, not a curated record.
CUUUCCAGUAAAGAGUGGGCUGCGUUUCCGCUUUUCAACUUAUAAGUGCUACGUAAAUUCUCAUAAGGGAAGUUAGUUGUCACAUCGAGCAUACUACCAUCAAAAUAUUGGCUAAAGACUUUCUGGUUUUGAUUCUGAUUAAGGAUUCCACAGUUUGUCUGACGGAUCAUUACUUCAGAAAAGAUGAUUUGUGAAGCACAUUUGCCUAGUUUCAUUUUGACAUUUGGACUUUUAAUUCUGUCAUUUUCCAGGGCAGAUACUGAAGAGUCAUCAGGUGAAGAGAAUGGCAUAUUUAAUGACUGUGAGGACAGGCAUUGUGCAGACAUUUAUAUUAGGAAGUCUGAUGGGAUUAUGGAUUUUCACUUUAAACACUCAUUCAAAGACACGGACAAUCGGACAAAUCUUUACUUAAAACUUCCUCCCAGCCUCCAUUAUUUCAACUUUGACAACAUCACCUGUAUCCUGAACGUGAGAGAUCAACUCAACUGUUCUUGGAAUAUAACUGGUCUCCCUAAAAAUGCACAGUACUCGGCUUACGUAGUCCAAGACAAUUCAACCCAUCAAUUGAAUUGUUUUCAUAUUGUGGCAAAUGAGGCUGUAGAAUGCCAUGGUCAUUUUGCUUUAGAAUGUAUGGUUGUUAAAGUAAAUGUUUCAACACCAACUCACUGGUACAUUGUUUGGAAAGAGAUUUUAAAAGAAAAUAUAGUAAAGCUUGACCCCCCAAAUAACAUCAACAUUUCAAACCGGUCAAAUGAGUUGGAAAUAAAUUGGACACUUCCUGUGGGUGAAAAUCUUUCUGAAAAUACUAUAUGUUAUAUGUAUGAGUUGCAGAUCAACGAUGAGGUGGUUCCUUUGUCAAAAGGACAGUUGUCAUAUAUUAAGAAAGAUAUAGACCUGACAAGAAAGUAUGCUAUUAAGAUGAGAGUGAUUCAAACUACGGUGUGCUCUGGUACCAUUUAUUGGAGUGACUGGAGCAAUGUGCAGGAGGUUGGUCCAUUUGAAAAGGUGUACAAUGUAAAUCCAUGGGUGAUAAUAGCAUUUGUCCUUCCUAUGCUCCUUUUGUCUUUCCUGUUGAUCUGCAAGUGUCAAAGGCUCACAGAAAAGCUUUUUCCUCCCAUCCCAAGCCCAUCUGUAAAUGUGAAUAAACUUCUUGAGAAAGACGACUUCUGCCAGCAUGUUACACACAGUUGUAUGGGGUAUGACAAAGUCACCACAGUGUAUGGAAUUGAGGAAAGGAAUGGUUAGAUCAUAACAUAAAGAUCUUAAAAUAAUCUCAGUAUAUAGAUUUGUAAAUACAUGAAAAGGAUUUGGGAAGACUCUGGAAUCCUAUAUUCAUUGGCUACCUUUACAUGGACUCCAGCUGUCUUUUAUUGUACAACAAAAGUUUUAUUGAUGAUUGGAUGACUUCCAAACAGAAGGCUGGUUCCUUCAUUUAAGCCAUGUUUUUGACCCUGUGCAUAGACAUAACUUGUCAUCUGUUUGCUGCACAUGCACACUUUGGUCAGAGUGGAAAUGUGAUUUAAGCAUAUAAAGUACAUACGGUACCUGUAAAGCGCAAUUAAAACUGCAGUAUGCCACAUACAGUAUUUUACUGUGAUUGUUACUCUAUGAGUUAUUAUGAGCAUAAUAACAUAACAAGAUUUUGUUUACAUAUGCUCUAACUCCAUACAGUACUUGCUUAAUCACAUUAAAAGGGUGCAUGUAAAAGUAGCCACUAAGGAAAAUAAAAAUAAAAAAUAGCUGAACUUAAAAUGUUCUUUGGUGAUUUUUUAUGAACAUAAUGUGUACAUGGGUAUAUAAAUGUGAGAAAUCCAGAGCUAGAGGUCAAACAAUUCUUAUGUGGUUUUGUAGCUAAUUAACAUUCGAUUCAUGUCAUAACAUUCACAGUUGAAUAAUUUUACCUGUAUGUUUAAACUCAAAUCCAGUCUGCUUCUAAAUGUAUUAUACUUAACUGAUCUCUGCCUGCAUCACCACGGUCCAAUGAUGGACUACACUUUUGAAAUGGAAUACAUAGAAUAUCAGUUAAUUGCCAACAAAUCCCUUCAACAGCCAACUAACAAGGACAAUUGUAUCUGUGAACUCCUCCAUUUAAUCCAGGAUGACAUUUACAUUUAUGCAUUUGGCAGACGCUUUUAUCCAAAGCGACUUACAGUGCACUUAUUACAGGGACAAUCCCCCCCAGAGCAACCUGGAGUUAAGUGUCUUACUCAAGGACACAAUGGUGGUGACUGGGGAUUGAACCAACAACCUUCUGAUUACCAGUUUACCAGUUAUGUGCUUUAGACCACUACACCACCACCACUCCAUUAAUCUUACACUGGCCCUUAACACUUAGUUUAAUAAUUUUAAACCAUAACUUGCACAAUAUAUAAGUAAUAUUGGUAUUAUAUUCAUGAUGUUAGCCAGACAUUAUAGAUAAUAGAUUAAUUUUCUGUUAAUGCAAGAUCUUCUGUAAAGCUGCUUUGAAACUAUGUGUGUUGUGAAAGGCAUUAUACAAAUAAAAAUGACUUGAUCAUUAGA